Suillus fuscotomentosus is the source of this 888-nucleotide messenger RNA. RefSeq lists its product as uncharacterized. The record is from RefSeq and is a predicted model, not a curated record. NCBI's taxonomy places the organism in Eukaryota, Fungi, Basidiomycota, Agaricomycetes, Boletales, Suillaceae. Bases 1 to 888 code for a protein of 295 amino acids. The transcript is spliced from 5 exons.
AUGGCCCCACAACCCACAGAUCAGACUCAUCUGAGGCAAUACUUUGAGCAUCUUGCUGGAAAUUCAACUGUUAUGCAUGCACUUCAGAUAGGAGCAGAUGUUGGGGAGGAUCUUCUUGCUUUGGAGAUAAACCAGGCCUUGCAAAUUCUCCAUCUGAAGUCCCUAACCACCAAGAAUGCUGGAUUGGUGCCAGGAUCUCUCCACCAAGCUUUAGAGGUAUAUUUCCUCCAGUGCCACAGGAGGAAGAAUGCAGCUCGCUCUGAGAAAAGGACUAUUGCAAGGGUCCUGGGCCUUCAUGCCACCCCACUAUCGGCCAAGUCCCUUGCAGACACUGGUACAGUCAGGAUGGUCACUCGUGACCAUUCUGCUAAAACCAGCUAUAAACGGGGUACACUUUUAGUGGACCGUGGCAAUGAGGAUCUGGUUGGUAGUGGGGAUACUGCCCUUUCUGUUCCUGUGGAUGAUUUGUGGUAUGUGAUCGAACCAGAUGAAAGCAUCAUUUUUGUCGAUUCCAAGGAUAUGAAUAAUCUUUCUGUCUCCUACAUGUGGUUAAUUGGGUGUAUAGGAUCUGUUACACUCGCUGUACUCCAUGGCAAGUGUGGCCAGCGUCCUGACCUGUUGACUUAUGUCAAUAGUAUCAUCGACGAGGCUGUCAAUGACCGCAAGGGGACCAGGGUGACCUACCUGUUACGACGUGUGUCGCGUGCGGACUGGGAUGAUCUAACAGCGACGAUCACAACGGUGAUAUCUCGUGCUGAGAGUCCAAGGUCGGCUCCUACAGAAGAGCAGGAGUUGCGUACGUUCACGGAGGUGAACGAUGAUAGCGAGUUACAGGCAGAAGGGGUCUCAAGUCCUUCUGAAGGUACGGAUCUGAUGUCGAGCAGGUAG